Oryctolagus cuniculus (rabbit) is the source of this 1380-nucleotide messenger RNA. The record is from RefSeq and is a predicted model, not a curated record. NCBI's taxonomy places the organism in Eukaryota, Metazoa, Chordata, Mammalia, Lagomorpha, Leporidae.
CUGUGAUACAACUGGGAUGACACCAAGGACCCCAGAGACCGCGAGCCCGCCUUCCUGCAGGGAGGAUGCAGGACACCCCUCCCCCACCGGCUAUCUCUGGCAUCUUCCAUCACAGGCUUACCCAGGGCCCUCCUUGGAGGGGAGCAAAGGGACAGGGAGCAGCAGCCGAGGGGCCGGGAAGAGGUGUGGAGUGCAAGGCUGUGGGGCCAAGGAGGCCAACAGGACAGGAGGUGGCUAGCACGCUCUGUGGUUCAGCCCCUUGUCCUUCCAGACAAACCAUUCUGCUACCUGGGCCACACAUGAAGCGCUGGCAGCUUUUUGUCCUCUGGGUCUUUUGGGUGCUUAUCUUGUGGGUGAUGGCUCCUUACCUGGAUCUAUCACCUGAGUCAACACUCCAGAAAAAACAAAUGGACUUGGUACCCUGGCGUUGCAACUGCUCUUGGUCCAAAGUUGGAGUGAAGUGCGGCUGCCCUCCCGGGACCUUCAACUGCUCCUCCUGCUGCCACCCAGUCGGAGAAUGGAACUGGUUUGAUGGCUGCUACAAGAAGACUAUGGGGUACCUGAUAAGGACAAAAGAGCAUACGAUCUCUGAACCUGUGGUCUGGUACCAGGGCAUGAAUUCAGCCAGCGAGCCUGGGACGGCAUGGGAGAUGUUUAAAGUGACUCCUGCCCAGGGUCUUGAGGACCCAAACCACAGGACUGCUCAUUGUCCCCGCAAUGCCAGUGACCAGGGUUCUAGGGGACAGCUGCUGGAGCGGCCCCAUCUGGUGUGGAUUUCAGAUGCUCUGAGGGACGAAGUGACAGAUGUGUCCUCACGCAGUCUCAGGGUGGGGGUGCGGUGAGGUCAUUGCAGGCGAAGUCAGCAGGGGCUCCAGGGAGACCUGUGCUAGUUCCCUGGUGUCCCUGCCCUGCUUUCGUAGAUUUUGGAAGAUGGUCUGGCUCCCUAGUGGAGGGGAAGUGAGCUACGACUAGGUGCGGGGUGGGGGAGGGACAGGAUGCGGCUGGGUACUGCGGCAAGGGCCCACGGCAGCCCUCUUCCCCGUUCCCAGGUUGCUCCCUUGCCCCCUCUGGAUCUGGACCAGAGCAGCAAAGAAAGUGGUCUCAUUACUGGGAGGAUGAUAAUCAGACUUACAGCUCCAAGGAGACUUGGUCCACCCAUAGUAGAGAGAAGCGAAUGGCACCCGUAAGCGAGAGUGUGCAGGCAGACUCAGCAUCCACACACGAUGCCUGGCGGAGUCUACACAGGCCCUCGUCGUCUGGGCCUGGAUGAAGGCGAGUCUUGGCAUUGCACCAGCAGCAGCAGGAGGACUGUGAAGCCUUUGAGGGCACGAGGAAACUGUAUGGAGAUCUACCUGCUACUGAAUAAAAUCCUGGCCUCAU